Molecule: messenger RNA, 2123 nt
Organism: Mandrillus leucophaeus (drill)
Lineage: Eukaryota; Metazoa; Chordata; Mammalia; Primates; Cercopithecidae
Gene: FNBP1
Product: formin binding protein 1
Exons: 15
Coding region: 208-1554 (448 amino acids)
Biological process (GO): signal transduction
Molecular function (GO): protein binding
Source: RefSeq, a predicted model, not a curated record
UUUGACAACUUAGAAAAACACACACAGUGGGGAAUUGAUACUCUUGAGAAAUGUAUCAAGUUUGUGAAAGAAAGGACAGAGAUUGAACUCAGCUAUGCAAAGCAACUCAGGAAUCUUUCAAAGAAGUACCAACCUAAAAAGAACUCGAAGGAGGAGGAAGAAUACAAGUAUACGUCAUGUAAAGCUUUCAUUUCCACCCUGAACGAAAUGAAUGAUUAUGCGGGGCAGCAUGAAGUUAUCUCCGAGAACAUGGCAUCACAGAUCAUUGUGGACUUGGCACGCUAUGUUCAGGAACUGAAACAGGAGAGGAAAUCAAACUUUCACGAUGGCCGGAAAGCACAGCAGCACAUCGAGACUUGCUGGAAGCAGCUUGAAUCCAGUAAAAGGCGAUUUGAACGCGAUUGCAAAGAGGCGGACAGGGCGCAGCAGUACUUUGAGAAAAUGGAUGCUGACAUCAAUGUCACAAAAGCGGAUGUUGAAAAGGCCCGACAGCAAGCUCAAAUACGUCACCAAAUGGCAGAGGACAGCAAAGCAGAUUACUCAUCCAUUCUCCAGAAAUUCAACCAUGAGCAGCAUGAAUAUUACCAUACUCACAUCCCCAACAUCUUCCAGGAUUCACAGCUGGUAAUAGAAGCUUAUAAAUCAGGGUUUGAGCCUCCUGGAGACAUUGAAUUUGAGGAUUACACUCAGCCAAUGAAGCGCACUGUGUCAGAUAACAGCCUUUCAAAUUCCAGAGGAGAAGGCAAACCAGACCUCAAAUUUGGUGGCAAAUCCAAAGGAAAGUUAUGGCCGUUCAUCAAAAAAAAUAAGUCUCCCAAGCAGCAAAAGGAACCCCUCUCCCACCGCUUCAACGAGUUCAUGACCUCCAAACCCAAAAUCCACUGCUUCAGGAGCCUAAAGCGUGGGCUUUCUCUCAAGCUGAAAAAAAGACAAAAGAAAAAAGAUGAUCUAUCUCAAGACGUUAGAAAAAGAACAGCAAACAGAGAUGCCAUAACAAAAAUGAAAGAUGUCUACCUAAAGAAUCCUCAGAUGGGAGACCCAGCCAGUUUGGAUCACAAAUUAGCAGAAGUCAGCCAAAAUAUAGAGAAACUGCGACUAGAGACCCAGAAAUUUGAGGCCUGGCUGGCUGAGGUUGAAGGCCGGCUCCCAGCACGCAGCGAGCAGGCGCGCCGGCAGAGCGGACUGUACGACAGCCAGAACCCGCCCACGGUCAACAACUGCGCCCAGGACCGCGAGAGCCCAGAUGGCAGUUACACAGAGGAGCAGAGUCAGGAGAGUGAGGUGAAGGUGCUGGCCACGGAUUUUGACGACGAGUUUGAUGAUGAGGAGCCCCUCCCUGCCAUAGGGACAUGCAAAGCUCUCUACACGUUUGAAGGUCAGAAUGAAGGAACGAUCUCCGUGGUUGAAGGAGAAACACUGUAUGUCAUCGAGGAAGACAAAGGCGAUGGCUGGACCCGCAUUCGGAGAAAUGAAGAUGAAGAGGGUUAUGUCCCCACUUCGUAUGUCGAAGUCUAUUUGGACAAAAAUGCCAAAGGUGCUAAGACUUAUAUUUAAUACCAUUAAAAAAAAAAAAAAAAAAACUUUAAAAAAAAUGGAGUUGUUUCUCCCCACAACCGUGACUGUUGCAGGCAGUUCCUCAAGAGACUGGCUGGCGAGCACCACAGUGCGCGUUCCUGUAGUCUCACAGGGCACUUCAGGGUCCGGGCACCUAAUUGUCUUGUCUAGUUUGGGCUGUGAUCAAGUUUCACUUACUGAUGAAAAUUUUAUGUGGAAAGCUGCCAACCGCCAAUUUACAGCUGUGUCAUUCGAAAUCUGAUAAGCAUUUCUUCUUUUGGUGGUAUCUGUAGAUUAAAAAAAAAAAAAUUGCAUUGUAGCUUCUAAUCAAUCUUUCUGAAUUUAAAAGCCGGCACACAUCUUGCAGGUGCCAAAGACUUCCCUAUUCUUGUUUAUAUCUAGUGUCCACUAUACACUGAGCGACAUUAGGAGGUUACAGAUUGUAACUUAAUAAACUGAACUGUGCUAGUUUGUUAAAUGGUAUACUCAUUCACUUGGGAGGAAGUCACAAGUAAAAUAACAUCUACUUCUCCUUGAGUAAAGGAGUAAGUAAGAUUCUUAUAUUGGCA